AUCUGACAUGCUGCACCUCUUGAUGGUGAAAGGAAAUGUUUGUUAUGUCUGAGGUUUGUGUGGGAGAUGACUUCCUUGAACUAAAGUGAAAGUCGAGCAGCCGGCGAUGAUUACAAAAGAAACAUACGCUGAUUCGUGAUAAAUCCUGGCCAAAUUAAUAAACCAGUGAAGAAAAUGGAAAACUGGGAAUCAGGAUCAGAACAUACUGGAUUUGGAUGUGGACUCACUCCGAGAAAUGAAGAGAGCCACAGAAAAAUGGAAGUUCCUGAACCUGAACCAAGCAGUGUGUCUCUGUGCAGUAACCGCUCUAAAACUAACGGAUUUAAACUUUAAACAAGAGUCACAUGAUUACAGAAACACUUUACGAAGAAAUACUACGGAUGGUGGACAGUUGGAGAGUAUAUUAAAGCGACUGCAGGACGACGUUCUGACUUUUGUAAAAGAGCUGCUGGAAAACUUCCGUAAAGUUUUGGUCUUGGAUUACCUGGAAUGCUUUGAGUGUGAGGAGGAAGAGGAGCAGAGCAGCAGCAGAGAGGCAGUCCUGAACAUCACCGUGGACUUCCUGAAGAGGAUGAAGCAGGAGCAACUGGCUAAGACUCUGCAGACCAGAUACCAUGUUCGCUUAUGUAGGAAUAGACUGAAGAAGCGUCUAGAGCAGCGAUUCAGCAGAGUGUGUGAGGGAGUGGCUAAACCUGGAGGCUCCACCCUCCUGAAGCAGAUCUACACAGAGCUCUACAUCACAGAGGGAGAGGCAGCAGAGUUCAACCAGGAACAUGAGAUCAGACACAUCGAGACUCCGUCCAGAAAACCAGCUACACCAGAAACCACCAUCCAAUGUGAAGACAUCUUUAAAGCCCUCAUCCACAAACAGGGGCCUGGCAGGAUAGUGAUGUCAAAGGGCGUGGCUGGCAUUGGAAAAACUGUUUUGACUCAAAAGUUCAGUCUGGACUGGGCUGAAGGCAGAACCAACCAGGACUUUCAUCUGCUGUUCCCGUUCACUUUCAGAGAGCUCAAUAUGCUCAGAAACACACAGUUCAGCUUGGUGGGACUCCUGCACCACUUCUUCAGUGAAUCCAAAAAACUCUGCAGCUUUGAACAGCUCCAGCUGCUCUUCAUCUUCGAUGGUCUGGACGAGUGCAGACUUCCUCUGAACUUCACUAAAACCAAGGUCCUGACUGACCCCAAAGAGUCUGCCUCAGUGGACAUACUGUUGGUAAACCUCAUCAGGGGGAACCUGCUUCCCUCCGCUCGCCUCUGGAUAACAACACGUCCUGCAGCAGCCAAUCAGAUCCCAGCUGAGUGUGUCUCCAUUAUGACUGAGGUGCGAGGAUUCACAGAUUCACAGAAAGAGCAGUAUUUCAGAAAAAAGUUUAAAGAUGAGCAGCAGGCCACAAAUGUCAUCUCCCACAUCCAAAGGUCUCGCAGCCUCCACGCAAUGUGUCGUAUCCCAGUCUUCUGCUGGAUCCUCUCCACAGUCCUGGAUCAUGUGGUGAAAACCAGGACAACAGACGAGCUGCCGCAGACCCUCACUGAAAUGUACAUCCAUUUCCUGGUGGUCCAGGCCAAAGUGAAGGGCCUAAAGUAUGAAGGCCGCUCCGAGAUAGAUCCUCCCUGGACUCCAGAGACCGAGGGCAUGAUAUGGUCUCUGGGUAAACUCGCUUUUGAACAGCUGCAGAAAGGAAACCUGAUCUUUUAUGAGUCAGACCUGGAGGAGUGUGGACUGAACGCUGCAGAGGCCUCAGUGUACUCAGGAGUGUUCACACAGGUCUUUAGAGAGGAGCCAGGCCUGUACCAAGACAAGGUCUACUGCUUUGUCCAUCUGAGUGUGCAGGAGUUUAUGGCUGCUCUUCACGUCCAUCAGACCUUCAUCAGCUCUAAAGUCAACCUGUUGUCCACUCAACACUACAUUAAAAGUUCUGACCCAGAGGCAGACUUUUACCUGUCUGCAGUGGACCAGGCCUUACAGAGUCCAAAUGGACACCUGGACCUGUUACUACGCUUCCUCUUGGGUCUGUCUCUACCAGCCAAUCAGAACCUUCUGCUUGGUCUGCUGACUCAGAGAAAAAGUAGAUCUCAGACUAAUCAGAAUGUAGCAAAGUACAUCAAAAUGAAACUUGAUGAGUCUCUGUCUGCAGAGAGAAGAAUGAACCUGUUUUCUUGUCUAAUCGAGCUUAAUGACACGAGUUUGGUCAAAAACAUACAGUGGUACAUGAGAAAAGAACACUGUAGACACUGCUCUUGUGCAGAGUGGUCUGGACUAGCCUUCACUUUACUGUCCUCAAACUCAGACCUGGAGGAGUUUGACCUGAGGAAAUACUAUCCCUCAGAAACAGCUCUCAUGGGCCUGCUACCGGUCGUCAAUGCUUCCACCAAAGUCCUUCUAUGUGAAGGUAACCUCUCCCCUCACAGCUGUGGUCAUCUGGCCACAGUCCUCAGCUCCUCCAGUUUGACAUACCUGGAUCUCAGUAACAAUGAUCUCUAUGACUCAGGAAGUAGAGCAGUUGUGUUCUGGGCUGAAGAGCGCCCCCUGCAGACUGCAGACUCUCAGAUUGUCAGGAUGUCUGGUGUCAGAGAGGGGCGGGGCUGCUCUGGUCUCAGCUCUGAGCUCCGCCCACUCUCAGCUGAAAGAAUUAGACCUGAGCUACAACCAUCCAGGACACUCGGCAGAGCUCCUGACCGCUCUACAAGAUGACCCCCUGUGCCCACUGGAGUCUCUCAGAUUAAAACCUGAUGGAGAACAAUGGAUUGUCCCAGGUCUUAGAAAGUACUUCGGUGACUUCUGUCUUGAACUGGACUCCAGCACGGUCAACCCAAAACUUAAACUGAUAGACCUAAAACACGUGAAACAUGUGG
This is a messenger RNA of Boleophthalmus pectinirostris (great blue-spotted mudskipper), 2853 nucleotides long. Its product is annotated as protein NLRC3-like. NCBI's taxonomy places the organism in Eukaryota, Metazoa, Chordata, Actinopteri, Gobiiformes, Gobiidae. The record is from RefSeq and is a predicted model, not a curated record.